Messenger RNA from Fulmarus glacialis (Northern fulmar), 307 nucleotides. RefSeq names its product ribosomal protein L27 (gene RPL27). The record is from RefSeq and is a predicted model, not a curated record. The transcript has 3 exons. The coding region runs from base 23 to 265 and encodes 80 amino acids. Gene Ontology annotation, molecular function: structural constituent of ribosome. NCBI's taxonomy places the organism in Eukaryota, Metazoa, Chordata, Aves, Procellariiformes, Procellariidae. Gene Ontology annotation, biological process: translation. Gene Ontology annotation, cellular component: cytosolic large ribosomal subunit; ribosome.
CCCGCGGAAGGUGACUGCCGCCAUGGGCAAGAAGAAGAUCGCAAAGAGGUCCAAGAUCAAGUCCUUCGUGAAGGUUUACAACUACAACCACCUGAUGCCCACCCGGUAUUCCGUCGAUAUUCCGCUGGACAAAACAGUGGUCAAUAAGGACGUGUUCAGGGACCCCGCUCUAAAACGCAAAGCGAGACGUGAAGCCAAGGUGAAAUUUGAGGAAAGAUACAAGACUGGCAAGAAUAAGUGGUUCUUCCAGAAGCUGCGAUUCUAAAAGCGUAAGGAGGUUGCAUCAAUAAAUGUUUAUUAAAAACCA